CCUUUCCUCAUUCUUUGAUCAACUUUCCAUCUUUUUUCCAUCCGUCCAUCAUUUCCUUUUUGUUGUCUGAAUUCUCUUUUUGGAUUCGGCAUUCUUACUUCCUCGUCACUCUCUUUAACUGCCAGAACGGCUGAUUUCUUGAUUACCAUUUCCGUAUAAUCACACUCACGCUCUUUUAAUAGAAUUAGCUUCCGGCUGGUGUGACCUUGCUCGACGUUAUACCAACCUGCUUAUACCACAUAUCGAUCACUUUCCCGAGAAUCGAUAAUCUAUAUUCGCCAACAUGAAGGUUUCCGCUACCCUCGCUGCUGGUGCCCUCGCCCUCGGCGUUGAGGCCAAGAACUACCUUGGUUUCAACUCUGGUGCCACCCUCGCCAACCGUGCCGCCAAGUUCAAGGCCGACUUCCAGGCUGAGUUCGAGACUGCUCAGAACCUGAAGAGCGCUCCCGGCGACUUCAGCGCCGUCCGACUCUACACCAACAUCCAGGCCUACUCCGAGGAUGACCCCAUCGAGGCUUUCGAGGCUGCCAUCGACACCAAGACCGAGAUCCUCCUCGGUGUCUGGACUUCCGGCACUGACAACAUCGACAAGGAGAUCAGCGCCCUCAAGAAGGCUGUCGACAAGUACGGCUCCAAGCUGACCGACCUCGUCAUCGGUGUCUCCGUUGGUAGCGAGGAUCUCUACCGUAACUCCGUUACUGGCGUUAAGAACAAGGGUGGUGUCGGUGUUCAGCCUGAUGUCCUCGUUGACUUCAUCAACGACUUCAAGAAGGCUUUCAAGGGUACCCCCAUUGGCAAGAUCCCUGUCGGCCACGUCGACACCUGGGACGUCUGGGGCAACGCUACCAACAAGGCCGUCCUCGACGCCAUCGAUUUCAUCGGUGUGGAUGAGUACCCCUACUAUGAGAACGACAAGGGCAACAGCAUCGACAACGCUGCCAAGCUCUUCAACAAGGCGUACGAGGCCACCAUCGCCGCCUCCGGUGGCAAGCCUGUCUGGGUCACUGAGACUGGCUGGCCUUACAAGGGUCCCGACUGGGAUGAGGCUGUUCCUAGUGUGAAGAACGCUCAGAAGUACUGGCGCGACGUUGGCUGCAAGUACCUCUUCAACAAGACCCCCACUUUCUGGUACACUCUCCGCGACUCCAACCCCGACAACAAGAUGAAGUUCGCCAUCACUGAUAACCUCUCCACCACUCCUCUCUUCGAUCUCUCUUGCGACAAGGUUGACGAUGAGGAGACCACCAGCUCUGCCGUCCACUCCAAGACCAAGACCGAGUCCGGUGCUUCCAAGCCCACUCACGCUUCUAACUCCACCGCUACCUUCAUCACCUCUACUGCCUCUGCCACCAGCGGCUCUGGCGAUGAUGAGGAAGCUACUGGCACUGCCACCGCUACUGGCUCUGGUUCUAAGCCUACCUCUGGAUCCGGCUCCGGCUCCGGUUCUGAGUCUGGCUCUGGCUCUGGCUCUGGUUCAGAGGGUUCUGGAUCCAGCUCUGGCUCUGGUUCUCAGUCUGGUUCCAGCUCUGGUUCCGGCUCCAGCUCCGAGUCUGGCUCUGCCCCUGCUGAGACUCCCAGCACUAUCACCAACGGUGCUGCUUCUCUCGGCGUCUCCACUGUCGCCCUUGCCUUCCUUGCCCUGUUCGCUCUGUAAAUAUACUGAAUGGAUCGUGGGUUGAAUGACGCCCAUUGCGUGUCUUGACUUUUUUCUCGCGCCCGAGAUCUGUUUCUUGUAUUAGUUCUGGGUAGAUUAGGAUAGACAAUGGUUGACUCUAUUUCCUUCUGACUAUAAGAAAGC
This is a messenger RNA of Fusarium oxysporum Fo47, 1798 nucleotides long. RefSeq names its product glycoside hydrolase superfamily. The transcript has a single exon. Gene Ontology annotation, molecular function: 1,3-beta-glucanosyltransferase activity; glucan endo-1,3-beta-D-glucosidase activity. The record is from RefSeq and is a predicted model, not a curated record. Gene Ontology annotation, cellular component: fungal-type cell wall; cell surface; extracellular region. Lineage: Eukaryota; Fungi; Ascomycota; Sordariomycetes; Hypocreales; Nectriaceae. Bases 284 to 1654 code for a protein of 456 amino acids. Gene Ontology annotation, biological process: carbohydrate metabolic process; cell wall organization.